UCGGGCUCGUGCGGAGCGCGUGAGUGAGACACGAGUGACAAAUGUUCGUCCGUCGUCCACGCUGAACAACGGUCAAACGCCGUAGCCGUAGCCGCUGCUGUAAUCUGAGGAUCGUGCGAAAUGUUCCCACGUGCUGAAAUCAACACAAGCGCCACAAUGAAGCUGUAUCUCGUGCUCGCCAUCGCCGUGUGCCAAUCGUGUCACCAUUUUGCCCGUGCCGAUCUCGACUCCCGGCGGGCCAACCCUCGGUCGGCCCCUGGUUCCCUUGCUGCUGGCACCGAUCUGUGGCCAUCACUGGUAGCCCGUGGCCCGCCGAACGAUGGCGAGCUGUCCUGGUCGGGCGACUCAUCCGAGUUGGUCGGCGACUGGCUGUGGCCGAUGGCCGUCAAGCGGAGUGCCAAGGCGGACAUCCAAACGCGUCGCCGUAGUGCGCUGGACAAGAACUUUAUGCGCUUCGGACGAGCCGGAUCAAAUCUGAUGCGCUUCGGGCGUCCCGAUCGGAACUUUCUGCGCUUUGGCCGUACGCCGGAAGCGCGCGAUGAGGAGACCGAACUGAGCAAAGAGUACGCCACGUCGACGGAACAGCUGGAGCAGCGGGAGAGCGACGAAGGGCAGCAGCAACCGACGGUCAAACGCAACGCCGGAAACUCUGAGGAGCUGCUUGGAGGCGGUGUGAUGAUGUCCGACUCCGGCGAACAGCUUAAACCGAAGCAGGUGGUCUACUAUCGGCGUGACUCACCGAAAAACCUGAUGCGUUUUGGGAAACGCCGCUCGGCGGCUUCCGGAUCCGGUUACCUGCGCUUCGGCCGAGGGAACUUAAUGCGUUUCGGCCGCCGAAGCGACGAACCCGGCCCGCGGACCGUCCGUGCUGGGCCGAAUAUGAUGCGCUUCGGGCGGGCCAGCAAUCUGAUGCGCUUCGGACGGUCCGAUCGGCCACCGAACGAAACUGCGGUCGAGGGAAGUGGUGGUGCCGUGAACCCCACCGUGGCAAGGCACGACCCGUUACCAGUCAAUCUGCUAGAGCUACUCGAAAAGCUGCAGCCACAGGACGACCGGAUGCUCCUGCAGGACGCGCUGGUGGAGAGUGAAACCGAAUCGGCCCCUGACGACCGGCUCCCGCUUUUCGUCGUCGAAAAGUAGUAAGCAUCCCGACGGAAGGCACAACUCCGAAGGCAAAACAGGACAUAGGAUUCCGAACCGUGCUGUCGCGCUCGAACCGCAAAGCGUUUCACGGUGCAAAAUGGCGUAUUGUUGAUAGAAAAAAAACAUUCAGGAUAAUACACAACCUAACGAAGGCAAUCCUUGGUGGCGGCCGUCCUCGAUGGGGAGGCGUCGAUGGAGCGCCCACCAACGACGAAACUAUCCUCAAAGGCUGGUAUCAACAAUACGUUCUCAUUUUGCACUUUUAUUGCGAACGAAAAACCUAACUUCUUCCUCGCACGAAAAGAAUCAAAUCGAAGAGCUAACAAACCCACUGAUCGAAGUUUCAAUUAACUCUCUCCUUGUCGCCAUUUUUAUUGGGUAACGUUUCAUAAUGUUCGUUGAAUGAAGCCAAAGCAAGCAAGAUGCCAAAACUCUCUACAAAGCUUCUCUAGCACCCUGUUCGUGCAUAAAAUGCUCCCAGCAAGAAUGUCGUAUUAAUGUGGGGAUGAGAGAAAACAGCAAAAAGAAGAAAAAAAACUCAAAAUAUAUACAGAUAUACAUACAAAUAUAAAUUAUAAAUCAUUAAACAUCUAGGGGAGAAAACUAAAGACAAAACCAGCGGGAGCGUGAACUUUCUUCUGGAGCGGCGGAUCAGGCGGACCGAGCGAUCGCUUGCUGUGUACAUUAAAACGGAUGAUGAUCAUAGUCGUUGUAGUCCGAGCAACUGUGUGCGUGCGUGUUAAAGGUCUCACAACUUGGAAAAUGUAAAAAAUAAAG
Molecule: messenger RNA, 1920 nt
Organism: Anopheles cruzii
Lineage: Eukaryota; Metazoa; Arthropoda; Insecta; Diptera; Culicidae
Gene: FMRFa
Product: FMRFamide-related peptides
Exons: 2
Coding region: 121-1140 (339 amino acids)
Biological process (GO): neuropeptide signaling pathway
Source: RefSeq, a predicted model, not a curated record